GCUUUCAACCAGCCCAUUGGUGAUUGGGAUGUGUCUAGCGCGGAACUAAUGGGUGAGAUGUUAUCUGCCGCAGAAAGUUUUGAUCAACCUAUUGGUGAUUGGAAUGUGUCAAGGGUGAGAAACAUGGACGACAUGUUUUCUGAUGCAAUAAGGUUUAACCAGCCACUUGACAAAUGGGAUGUGUCAAGCGCUACAGACACAAACCUGAUGUUUGCCAACGCAAAAAGUUUCAAUCAGCCCAUUGACCUUUGGGAUGUGUCGAACGUGAAAAACAUGAAUGAGAUGUUUGUUGAUGCAACCAGUUUUUAUCAGUGCCUCUCAACAUGGGCCAGCAAGACUCCGGUGGAUGUUACUGUGACAAGAAUGUUUAGGAAUAGUGGCUGUCCCCAGCAAAUGGAUCCAGAUCCAUCGCUAGGACCCUGGUGUCAAGUUGAAAGUGAAUUCUGCAUUGCUCCAGAUCCAGGACCUGAAGAAAUUCCGGCACCAACUCCAGGUCCAGGUCCAGAUAUCCUCUCUACUUGUGCUGACAGUUGUCCCAAUGGACGCCCUGUCAUCAAUGUUUCUGGUUCCGACUUUCGAGCCCUCAUUAGCAAGUGUAGUCCCAAUGAGUGGUUUUGCCCAUAUGAUGUUCCACUGAACUGCUGGGACACAUCGCGUGUCACUGAUAUGUCCAAUGCCUUUGCAGCACGUAAAUUUUGGCCAGGAUCCUUCAACGAGCCCCUAAAUUGCUGGGAUGUAUCAAGUGUGACAAGCAUGUAUGGUAUGUUUUUUGCCCAGCCUUCUUUCAACCAGCCCAUUGGUGAUUGGGAUGUGUCCAGAGUGAGAGACAUGGGCAACAUGUUUGAUAAAUGUGACAAAUUCAAUCAGCCCAUUGGUGAUUGGGAUGUGUCCAGUGUGACAAACAUGAGAAUGAUGUUUGAUGACACUGUUGCAUUCAACCAGCCCAUUGGCAAUUGGAAUGUCUCGAGCGUGAGAGAUAUGUCUGAAAUGUUUCCAGGAUGGGACCACCAGUUCAAUCAACCCAUUGGUGACUGGGAUGUCUCGAGGGUGACAGAUAUGAGUUCUAUGUUUAUGCCCAAUCCUGGUUUCAACCAGCCCAUUGGUGACUGGGAUGUGUCAAAGGUAAAAAGUAUGAGUGGUAUGUUUGCUGAUACAUCAAGUUUUAACCAGCCCCUUGACAAAUGGGAUGUGUCGAGCGUCGGAGAAAUGGCGGUUAUGUUUGACAGGGCUUACAGUUUCAAUCAACCCAUUGACCUUUGGGAUGUCUCAAGUGUCACCACUAUGAUGUGGAUGUUUCGCAAUGCAACCAGUUUUGAUCAAUGUCUCUCAACAUGGGCCAGCAAGACUCCAGUGGAUGUUGGCUUAAAAGAGAUGUUUAAAGAUAGUGGUUGUCCCCAGCAAAUGGAUCCAGAUCCAAGACUAGGACCCUGGUGUCAAGUUGACAGUGAAUUCUGCAUUGCUCCAGAUCCAGGACCUGAAGAUGAUGAUAUUCCGGCACCAACUCCAGGUCCAGGUCCAGAUAUCCUCUCUACUUGUGCUGACAGUUGUCCCAAUGGACGCCCCGUCAUCAAUGUUUCUGGUUCCGACUUUCGAGCCCUUAUUAGCAAGUGUGGUCCCAACGCAUGGUUUUGCCCAUAUGAUCUUCCACUGAACUGCUGGGACACAUCGCGUGUCACUGAUAUGUCCAAUGCCUUUGCAGCACGUAAAUUUUGGCCAGGAUCCUUCAACGAGCCCCUGAAUUGCUGGGAUGUAUCAAGUGUGACAAGCAUGUAUUCUAUGUUUUUUGCCCAGCCUUCUUUCAACCAGCCCAUUGGCGAUUGGGAUGUGUCCAGAGUGAGAGACAUGGAAUAUACGUUUUCUCUUGCUCAAAAUUUCAAUCAACCCAUUGGUGAUUGGGAUGUGUCCAGUGUGACAAACAUGUAUGGUAUGUUUGAUGGCACUUUUGCAUUCAACCAGCCCAUUGGCAAUUGGAAUGUCUCGAGUGUGCAAGACAUGGCAGUCAUGUUUCCAGGAGGAGACCACCAGUUCAAUCAACCCAUUGGUGACUGGGAUGUCUCUAGCGUGACAAAUAUGCGUUGGAUGUUUGUUGGCAAUGCUGGUUUCAACCAACCCAUUGGUGACUGGGAUGUGUCAAAGGUAGAAAUUAUGGCUGGUAUGUUUGCUCAGGCAUCAAGUUUUAACCAGCCCCUUGACAAAUGGAAUGUGUCGAGCGUCGGAACAAUGGUGCUUAUGUUUGACAGGGCUUCUAGUUUCAAUCAACCCAUUGACGUUUGGGAUGUCUUUAGUGUCGACAAUAUGUUUGGGAUGUUUCGCAAUGCAACCAGUUUUGAUCAAUGUCUCUCAACAUGGGCCGUGAAGACUCCAGUGGAUGUUGUCUUAAAAGAGAUGUUUAAAGAUAGUGGCUGUCCCCAGCAAAUGGAUCCAGAUCCAUCACUAGGACCCUGGUGUCAAGUUGAAAGUGAAUUCUGCAUUGGGGAACCUGGACCUGAAGCUGAUGAUCUGGUUGCCAACCCUUUUUGCAGCAUUGGGAGAGAUUUCCAAAUGAAGGGCAAAACGAUCACCUGCAUAGAGCUGAAAAACUUCGGCAGCAAGAAGAGAAAAAGAGUGUGCAGGAAGGAAAAAGCCAAGGAGGCCUGCCCCGGGAUUUGCGACCGCCGUUGCUUUUGCAAGGACAAGACCGCCUUCCAGAUCAAACCCAACAGGGACAACGACUUUCAAGGAAAAUUCCGGUGCAAGAACGUAAACAAGGACCAGCAGCCCUCCUGCACCAACAUGGCAUCCAUGGAGAUGAUGGUCGGGGAUCUGUGUCCCGUAACGUGCAACUUUUGUUUUUGAUUCGGGCCACCGAGGCACGAUGCGGGACCGAUGCGUCUUCUUGGUGGUCAAACCACCCGCCACAAGCAACGAUCCGAGACUCGUUUGGUCGGAGAAACCCGGGGAGUGCGACGGUGGAUCCGACGAGCCACAGCAGACAGACAGACAAUCCGUUCAUCCGGGCAACGGCUAGUGAUAUCCAUGUAAAUAUUCAAAAUAUUUGUCAGCAAUCAUGGGCAUCCGUGCAAGCAUUUUUCUCGUGUGACAAAACAUAUCCGUGGUCGUUUUGCGGUCGUUCGUUUUUGUUUGUUUACCAAGCGUUUGUUUCGAAAGCAUUUUUGUGGCCGUCUCCUUGCACUCUCCCCGUCAGAGAAUCGAGACGAGGGAGAGGAUGGCGACAAAUCCACGAAACAAAACGAAACGAAUCCGAUCCGAGUCGGGAGCAGCCCGAUCGUGGCGUGGCGGGGAUGCGAGAACGCGUUGCGUCGUUCGUUUGGUGCACUCCCGGGCAUAGCGGCACGGGUUCGUCUUUUGUGCGCCUCGUGUGGCACCAAUCCAUCUCUAGCAGACAAAAAAAAGUCGGACGCUAGCAAUCUAGCCCGCCAGCCUGUUCGUUCGUUCGUUCGUUCGUUCGUUCGUUCGUUCGUCUUUUUUGUGGCUCGAAGCGUCGUGGUUUGCGCCGCGAGAACGGGCAGCGAGGAGGAUUGGCGGGUGGCGGCGCUCUGACCGAGCCGGUUCCGUCCGUGGCGGAAUCGCUGGUUCGCAAUCCUUUGUUGCCGUCGUUGUUGUUGUCGUUGUUGUUUUCGUCGCACCCGGGUGUUCCGAUCCACGGCCGUGCCGGUACACCGGCGGCCCUGCUACCGUCCCGCGUUGCGGACCCGGCCGAAAACAAGACGCGUGUUCAUCCUUCAGUUUCAAAUCAUCCGCUGCGUCUUCAAAAGCUUCCUGAAUAAAGAACAAUUCCUGUA
Pseudo-nitzschia multistriata is the source of this 3782-nucleotide messenger RNA. NCBI's taxonomy places the organism in Eukaryota, Bacillariophyta, Bacillariophyceae, Bacillariales, Bacillariaceae. The record is from the annotation of a GenBank genome assembly.